UGAUGCUUCUUGACAGCUGUCAGUUUGAAGCAACACAAUCCACCACUCCCAAAAAGAAAAUACCAACAGUGCAUUAAUCAAAACAAUUUUUCGGUUUGCAAGCUAAAGCAUGCAAAAAUCUUCGCAUAUCGCACGCCAGGACUCACAAGAACAAUUGCCGACCACACACUAUAAAGUAAUUGUACCAUCAAUGAAGCGUCGUACAUUGGCAGGCACCUGUGGCGUUGGUGUGUUUGUGAUUGCUUUCGUUGCGAUUGUCAUCUCAUUCGCCACACCCAAUUGGCUGGCUAGUGAUGACCGGAUAACUGGUGCUAAACUAGAACGUCUAGGAUUAUGGGUACAUUGUUUUCGAUCACUGGCCGAUGUGAAUGACAAUAAUCAACGCCGUUUCUUUGUGGGAUGUCGCUGGGUGUAUGACCCCUUCACAACGGGCUAUGACGAGAUUCGUGGAUUCUUAUUGCCUGCAUUCAUGAUUGCGACACAGUUUUUCUAUACGCUUGCAUUCAUUGGAGCGCUAGUAUCAUGCGUGGGUGUUUUGGUAUUCUUUCUCUGCGCUGGACCGGACCAAAAACACUUUGUGACUCUUAUAAAGUUAAUAGGGUAUGUAAUGUUGGGCACAGGUGUGAGUGCAGCUAUUGCUGUUAUUGUUUUUGCUUGUUUUGGCAACCGUAAUGGCUGGAUGCCGGAGCACGCCAACAAUUGGUUCGGUUGGUCAUUUGUGCUGGCGUGUGUUGGAACAGUAUUUUCUUUAGUAACAGGUAUACUAUUCCUUACCGAACAAAAUGUGCAAGCAAAAAAGCGUAAGCAAUUCAAAGAAUCUCAAACGCGUUUUGAGUUAGUGCAAGGCAAGGCCUAGUGGUGGAGUCAUCUAUCGACAGAAGAACUUGGUUUGCUUAUGCAUAGAAGCAGUCGUGAAAGAAAACGUUUGCGUCGAAAAAAGCGACGUAGUACUACAAGUUUCACGAAAUGAGUGUAAAAGCAUAAAUUUAAGGAUUAGAAAGGCACGACCCGAAACAUUAUUUUUUAAUCAAGAAAUUUAAACUUGCAAUAAUGCAUGUACCCAAAUUCCGUCCAUUUUAAGAAAAAAAACCGACCAGUUUUAAGUUAAAAAGUCUACACAUAUAUAACUUCAACUUUUUUUUGAAGUGCUCGAAGCAAUAUAACGCGAAAUAAUAGUCGUAAGUUUAUGCAAUUUGCACAAGGUUAAAUCAUAUAGUUAUAAACAAAAAGUUCUCAUAAUUCAGCACAAAUGGCCAAAAACGCAGUUGGUACUUAUGACAUGCAUUUACGUACAUAUUAACUUGCAGUAUAUUUAUAGUCACUUAAGACUGUCUUAAAGAAGAAAACUUUUGCAUUUGUGUCCAACAACGAAUUUUAACUAGAAUCUUAAUUUGCAUAUAUAAUUUUAAAAUAUAAAACGAAAAUCGCGCUAGCCAUUUGUACUGAUUAUGUGUAUUUACACAAUCAAAUUUGGAAAUUCACAUUAGAACCAAUAGUAACAUGAAAACACAUGUAGAUAAGCAUGAUAAAUAUGUGCCUUAAGUAAAAAUUGUUAAAUGUAUUAUAUGUAACUAAGAAUGAAUUAAUUAAGAAGUAUACGCGAAUUGUGUGCGUCGUUCUGCUACAAAAGUUGCAUAAACUUUCAUUCCAUUUUUGUGUUCGCACAGCCUAUUCAUAAGCAUAUAAUUACAUAUAGAUAUAUAGUAAGUGGUACCUUAAUAAAGACAAUUGAAUGAGCACAAAUCAUGAUUUAAUAUGUUGUAACGCAAAAAAGGCGCACAAAGUAAAAAAAAAAAAGAAUCAAAAAAAUAAUAGAUAUUUGUUUGUAUAUGCAUCUACAAUCCGUGCCUUAAAAACAAUAUUGUACAAAUAUAUAAGUAAAUACUUUAUAAUCAUUCCAAAUUUUUCAAUACACAUACCAAUACGUAAAUUGUUUUGUACCUUUUAAAUCGUAUAGACCGUUUAAAUGUAUUUAAAUAAUUAAUUAACUAAAAAUUUAGAUUCGUCCAUUUAGACAACUGCAGCAAAAUGUUUAUAUUUACUCAACAUAAUAACAAAAAUACAUACGUACUAUAUUCUUAGUAUAUAAUUAUACAUCAUAUCAUGUUUAGAUCCUAUAAACUGGCGAUGUCACACUUCGAAUACGAUAUCUUCACACAGUUCUUUGUCUAUUUUAAAUUUUAUAAAUCGCUUCUACUUGAUCAUUAAUAAAAAACAAAAAAACUAGUGGUAA
Bactrocera oleae (olive fruit fly) is the source of this 2233-nucleotide messenger RNA. It is a transcript of the gene sinu, whose product is annotated as sinuous. NCBI's taxonomy places the organism in Eukaryota, Metazoa, Arthropoda, Insecta, Diptera, Tephritidae. The record is from RefSeq and is a predicted model, not a curated record. Gene Ontology annotation, biological process: septate junction assembly; regulation of tube size, open tracheal system. Gene Ontology annotation, cellular component: septate junction; membrane.